AUGCUCCUCAGCGACGAGAAGCUCGAGAGUUUUCGAACCGCAUUGCGGCCCCUGACUCUCGUCAUCUACACCUCAUCUCUGCUCCUCGAUGUCAUGAAUAGCACGGGUGUUACGUUCAUCCUUCCACGUGUCGCUGAAGAAUACCACCUCCCGUACACCGAGGCAACAUGGAUGCUAUCCGCAUACGCGCUGACUUUUGGAGCGUUUCUGCUAGUUGUCGGACGUCUUGGCGAUGUUGUGGGCCACAAAGAGGUCUACAUUCUAGGCCUGACCUUGUUCAGCGUCUUUUCUGCGCUGGCGGCUGGUGUCAAUACUGCCGUGGGUUUGUUCGUUGUCAGAGCAUUCCAGGGGGCAUUUGCUGCAAUGACAGUGCCUUCCGCCUACGCCCUCGUUUCUAUCAGCUAUACAGGGAGGGCACGUGAAAUGGCUCUAUCCAUGUUGGGCAUGGGCAUUGCCACCGGCUCUACCGUGGGGAUCAUCGUCGGAGGGGCAGUCACGAAACUUGAAGUGGGCUACAGGCUUCUCUUCUGGAUUUCAUUUGCCCUGAGCAUCGUAUUUGCCCUCUUAUCGGCUAUACUCGUACCUCCAACGCCUCGAAACCUGGCGUUAUUCCGACGGAUCGACUUUUUCGGGACCUUUCUGAUCACUGCAAGCAUCUUGCUCAUCGUCCUGGGCCUCAGCGAAGGCCCCACGGACUGGCAAGCUGCACGAGCACUAUCGCCACUUCUCGUCGGCAUCGCAAUGCUCGCAGCUUUCAUCACAUAUGAGAACAUCUUCUUGCGGAGAACCAGCCCUUCUACAGAGGCGCUUAUUCCACCUCGUGUAUGGACCUUCAAGAAUUUCGCAGCACUGGUCCCGGUGACUGCGCUUAUGUACGGGACUUGCUUCAUGAUGCUCCUAGUCGGCUCACAGUUCCUGGUCAAUGUUCAAGGAAAGCCAGCAUUGACCGCUGCAAUCCAGUAUCUCCCGUUUGCGAUCGCGCCGCUGAUCGCAAUGCCGAUUCUGGGUGCCCUGUACAGCAAGAUCAACCCCAAGUGGACAAUCAUGAUGGGUGAGAUCCUGGCCAUCGCCGGGUGCAUUCUCUUCUCUCGAAACGACGAACGGACCCACUAUUGGUCAUACUCAUUCCCAGGGCUCAUAUUGAUCUCCCUUGGCGUGGCCUGCUUCUUUGUGAACUUCUUGAACCUCGCUGUCGCGAGUGCUCCUCUGCCCGAUCAAGGCUUGGUGGCGGGAAUCAUGCAAAGCGCUGCACAAGUGUCGGUCGCCAUCUUCUACGCCAUAUCAGGCUCUUUCAUCGACAAAGCCACACCCCAGACCAUUCUCUCCGAUUAUCGCAAUGCUUUUUACUGUGCAACCGCUGCGGCUGCAGCGGCUCUCGUCAUCACAGCGUUCCUCAUCCACGCCCCUUCGAGAGAUGAGAGCACGCAUGAGGCCGUACCGAGCGCAACACAGCAGGAAACGGAGCAGGAAAUGGAACAGGACCCUGCCCUGCAUUGA
This is a messenger RNA of Saxophila tyrrhenica, 1497 nucleotides long. RefSeq lists its product as uncharacterized. The record is from RefSeq and is a predicted model, not a curated record. Gene Ontology annotation, molecular function: transmembrane transporter activity. Gene Ontology annotation, biological process: transmembrane transport. Gene Ontology annotation, cellular component: membrane. Bases 1 to 1497 code for a protein of 498 amino acids. The transcript has 5 exons. Lineage: Eukaryota; Fungi; Ascomycota; Dothideomycetes; Mycosphaerellales; Extremaceae.